CAAACUGUGAAUUUAUAUUAUCAUCAUCAUCAUCAUCAUCAUCGUAUGUUGAAAUAUUAUUAUUAUCUGAAUGAAAUUGUCACACCGAAACGUUAUCAAAUGCGGUUACGUUUUGAUUUUGAUCAGAAAAAAUUAUUCGGUCAUUUAAACAUUCAGAUACGUAUCAAUAAUAAAACCAAUAUAAUCGAAAUGAAUAGUUUUGGUUUGAAAAUUUUAAAAGCUACAUUUAGUACCGGUUCAAUUCGAAUCGAUGCAAAUAGAAUUUAUUAUUGUCCAGCAAACGAAAUUGUUGUUCUACAUUUUCCUAAACAUCUUCAUCGUGGUAGUGCUAAUAUAACGAUAAAUUAUUUGGCCAAUAUAACCGAUUUAAUUCGUAAACAAAUUCUUCAUACAUCAUAUGCAGAAUAUCAACAGAUUUCAUGGAUCGAUUUUGGAACAAUUGAUGCACGUCAACUAUUUCCAUGUUGGGAUGAACCACAUUAUAAAGCACAAUAUGAUCUAUAUUUAAUAAUACCAAAAAAUCAGAUGGCCAUAUCGAAUAUGCAAAUUGAUCGUCGAAAAUCAUAUUCACAUUAUUUGGAUGAAAUUCAUUUCAAUCAAACACCGAUGAUAUCUACAUUUCAGAUGACUAUAAUGAUGGCAAAAAGAUUUGAAAUUAUUUCAAGUGAAAAAAAUCGUACUAAAGUACGUAUUCAAUUGAUUACAAUGAAUUCAAAUGAUUCGAAUCAAUGGCAAUUCGCUAUUGAAUCUACUGAAUAUAUUUUGGAAUAUUUUCAAUAUUAUUAUGGCCAUUUAUAUCCAUUAGAGAAAUUAGAUUUAGUUAUUUUAGAAUCAAAUUAUCGAUUAAAAACAUCGAUGGAAAAAUUGGGCUUAAUGUAUUUUACUCGUCAGGAUCUGUCAAUUUCUAAUGUGACCAUAGCCAGUGAGCGUGAUCUUCAAACAGUCGUAUCAUUGCUUGCUCAUUCACUAUCACAUCAAUGGUUGGGCAAUAUGGUUACGUUUGAUGAUUGGUCAGAAUUUUGGCUAUUUGAAAGUCUCAAUCAAUUUAUGGAAAAACAAGCAAUGGAUGAUGUGUUUCCACAUUGGCGUUCAUGGCAACAAUAUACAGCGGAUGAAAUGAGUUUAGCAUUACGUUUGGAUUCAUCGCGUAUUAAUAUAAAAUCAAUUAAGGAAAGUAUACGACAUCCAAUCAAUGUAUCGAUGAUGUAUCCACAAGAUGUAAAUAUUUAUCGUAAAUCAACAUUCCUAUUGCGAAUGUUGAAACAGAAUCUAGAUCGAGAUAUAUUUCGUUUGGCGUUACAAAAAUUUAUCAAUAAAUAUUGGACGAAAACCGGAAACUUGAAAAAUUUACAAGAAUGUUUUAUCACGGUUAUCGAUGAAAUCGAUGGGAAAGAUAAACAAAAAUAUCAUCGUUUUCGACAAUUUCAAAAACAAAUUGUUCAAAUAUUUUCCAAUUGGACUGAAAUGGCUGGUUUUCCUGUUUUGCAUGUUGACGAACAACAACAAGGUAACUCAAGGAUAUUACGUAUUCAUCAGGAACGUUUUUUUGAGCUACGAAAUUCAACAAUAAAUAUUUCGAAUAAAAAAUCCACAUUAUGGCCUAUACCGAUUAGUAUUGUUAAAUCAUUCAAUCCAUUUAUGCCAUCAAAUCAUGCUAUAAUCAAUGAUGAAAAAGUAGAAUUACGUAUACAGGCCAUUUGGCCUGGUGAAUGGAUUAAACUUAAUCCAUCAUUCAGUAAUUUUUAUCGUGUACAUUAUUCCGAUGAAAUGUUAAAUCGAUUUAUUGUUUCAAUUGAAGAAAAACUUCUUCCACCAUUAGAUCGUUUGAAUUUGGUUGAUGAUACUUUUGCUAUGAUACGUGCAGGUUAUACAUCAACCGUAACUGGAUUAAAACUAUUACAAUCAUUUGAAAAUGAAGAUAAUCCAAAUAUUUGGUCGAUUAUUAUAACAAUGUUGACAGAUUUACAUUUAAUCAUUUCGAAUAUCGAAUCCGAUCAUGAUAGACAAUCGAUACAAUCGAAUUUUGAACUUUAUGCACAACGAUUAUUGAAACGAAUGUAUCAACAAAUCAAUUGGUAUUCAUCAGCCAACUAUCGACCAAUAGGAUAUCGAAUGAAAAUUCAACAAUUUGCACAAAAUCAAUUACGUGCAAAGCUUUUAUGUGCAAUGGGACAAUUUCAUUAUGAAAAUUUUUUCCAUGAAGCCCACAAUCAAUUUCAAAAUUAUAUGAAUAAUAAUGAAUCCAAUUUACCAAUAGAAUUACUUGAAUGUGUAUUUCGUUCAUUCAAUUCAUUCAAUGACAAUAAUAUAACCAUAGCAAAAAAUUCAUUACAUUUUGAAGAAUUAUUCAAGCUGUACAAUGGAUAUGAUGAAUGGCCUGAAGCAAGACAUUUAUUAUCAAUUGCAUUAGGUUCGACCAAUCGAUUGGAACAAAUUAACCAAGUGAUUUCUUUUGCCUUCAAGUCGAAUGUGAAUGACAAUGAUUCACGAAUGAUGUUGAUUGAAUUGGCCAAACAAUCUCGUAUUGGUCGACAACAAGUAUUACGUGAAAUCAUAUCUCAACAGAAUUUUUUCAAUUUUAUUUCAAUGAAAUUUCAUACAUUGAGUCAACUUUAUGAAUUUUUUCAGGAAUUGAUCGAAACCUAUACGAUACGUACAGAAUUACAAUCAUUGGAACAACUAAUAAUAGCUAAUCAUACGAAAAUAUUUGAUCCGAUAAAACAAAUGUUAAAUUUUUCAUUGGAAAAAGUUCAGAUUAUGGAACAAUGGUAUCGAAAUGAUAUUGAUUCUAUUCAAAAAUUUCUUUUCCAUGAAAUGGUUUCUAUGAAAUCAAUGAAAAAUGAACAAAAUAAUAAUGAACAAAAUCAAACAAUAUUAAUGGAUGUUCAACCAUCAUAUUUGGAUUCAACAUUAUUAUUGGAUUCUGAUCAUGAUAUUGGUUUCGAAGAAAAGGACGAUGAUGAUGAUUUUUUCAAUAAUUUUGAUGAUGAAAAUCAACCAUCAUCAUCAUCAUUUUUAACAACAACAAACAAUUCAUCGAAUAGAAUUCAUAAAUUAUUUGAUGAUAAAUUUGAAGGUUUUGAUGAUUAAUGACUAUUAUUACUUAAAUAAAAUCG
Dermatophagoides pteronyssinus (European house dust mite) is the source of this 3116-nucleotide messenger RNA. Its product is annotated as puromycin-sensitive aminopeptidase-like. The record is from RefSeq and is a predicted model, not a curated record. Gene Ontology annotation, molecular function: peptide binding; metalloaminopeptidase activity; zinc ion binding. Gene Ontology annotation, cellular component: membrane; cytoplasm. Lineage: Eukaryota; Metazoa; Arthropoda; Arachnida; Sarcoptiformes; Pyroglyphidae. Gene Ontology annotation, biological process: proteolysis; peptide catabolic process.